This is a messenger RNA of Arabidopsis arenosa, 1974 nucleotides long. NCBI's taxonomy places the organism in Eukaryota, Viridiplantae, Streptophyta, Magnoliopsida, Brassicales, Brassicaceae. The record is from the annotation of a GenBank genome assembly.
GUGAUCAAAUCGUAACCAGUAAAAAUCGAUCAUGUCGAUGCUCGAUUCCUUCUUCAAUAAAGGUUUCAAAGCUGCAAAAUGCAAAACCUUGCUCAAGUUAACGAUCCCUAGGAUUAAGCUAAUCAGGAAUAGAAGAGAAGCUCAGAUUAAGCAAAUGCGUCGUGAAAUUGCUAAGCUUCUUGAGACUGGUCAAGAAGCUACUGCUCGAAUUCGGGUUGAGCAUAUUAUAAGGGAAGAGAAGAUGAUGGCUGCUCAAGAGAUUCUUGAGCUCUUCUGUGAACUCAUCGCUGUUCGUCUUCCGAUUAUUGAGGCACAAAGGGAAUGUCCUUUGGAUCUAAAGGAAGCGAUAUCAAGUGUAUGUUUUGCUGCGCCGAGGUGUUCUGAUUUGACAGAGCUGCAGCAGGUCCAGAUUCUAUUUGUUUCCAAGUAUGGAAAGGAAUUUGUUGCAGCUGCAUCUGAGCUUAAGCCGGAUUCUGGUGUCAAUCGUAAGUUGGUGGAGUUGCUGUCUGUGCGUGCACCUUCCCCAGAAAUUAAACUGAAACUUCUCAAGGAAAUUGCAGAAGAACAUGAACUUGAUUGGGACCCUGCUUCUACAGAAACUGAUCUCUUCAAAUCGCAUGAAGAUCUCCUUGAUGGACCAAAACAAUUUGGUGGGGGAUCUAAGCUGCCGUUACCGGAGGAACAAAAUGAAGGGACACAUGAGAAGGAGAAAUCUGAUUCUGACUCAGAGUAUGAUAUAUUGGACUUUCCCGAGGUUCCAAAUGUCUUGCUGCGACCAACUCCUGGUGCUACCCCUGUAAAUGCACCGGAUGCAGCGAAAUCUGCCAGUUAUGAACAUACCUCUCAUGACUUGCCCUUUGAUUCAGAGAAAGCAGGAGUCGAGAAAACAGCUUCUAAAAGAGAUGAUCAUCCUGCAAAAGCGAACAAAACUGUCGUGGAAGGCCAACAAUCUUCACCCAUUGUGAUGGAAUCUUUCGAAAGGAAAAAUUAUUCUCCGCCAUCCGUUGAUGCAGUAGGGCCCUUCCCUACAAAAGAGAGUGGUGCUUCGAGGGAUGCUCCAAGGAAAAUAUCCGAUGGAGAUUUGCAGGAUGUCUUAACGGCUGCUCAAGCUGCUGCUGACUCAGCGGAACGUGCAGCAGCAGCUGCCCGUUCAGCUGCAAGCCUGGCACAACUCAGAAUCAACGAGCUUACCAGGAAGACUUCUGAUCAGUCUCCAGAAAGUCCGUCUGAGAACCCUUUCCAUGCUCCCUCAAUGGGAAACCUUCAAUUUGAUCAUCAGAAUUCUUCGGGCAGCAGUAGCGGAGAUCUUACAGAGCUCCAGAAAGCAGAAACUUCGUCACUUUUCAACUCUGAGAAGAACAACCAACAGCCACAGAGACACUCUUCAAUGGAAAAACCGCAGUUUGAUCGUCAGAACUCAUCAUUUAGUAGCUAUGGCGAUCAUACGCCACAGAGAUUCCCUUCAAUGGAAAAACCGCAGUUUGAUCAUCAGAACUCAUCAGCCAGCAACUAUGACGAUCUUACACCACAGAGAUUCCUGUCAAUGGAGAAACCGCAGUUUGAUCAUCAGAACUCAUCAGCCAGCAACUAUGACGAUCUUACACCACAGAGAUUCCCGUCAUUUGAGAAACCGCAGUUUGAUCAUCAGAACUCCUCAGUCAGCAGCUAUGGUGAUCUUCCUGAUCUCCAAAGACCAGAGACUUCAUCGCUUGACAGACUCAGCCCUGACCAGGACCACCAGCAAAUGAGACUGCCUUCAAUGGAAGAUGAUCCCUAUUAUUCAUACCCUAAUCUGUUCACAUCGCAGAAGCCUGAUCGCUCUUCUGGCUCUCAUUCAUUCUCAGACAAUACAAGAUCUGCUCAUGAUUCUUGACUCUUACCUCUGCAUAUGUUAUAAUGCAAGCUUGGUGUAUUUUUCAGUGUGUUUCACUUCUGUUGUUCCUUCUCUAAGCGGAACAAAGAGCUCAAAAUGUU